CGCCGCCUAGUCGGGUCCUCGGAGCUCGGCGCGCCACUCGCUCGCCGAGAGGGAGGAGGAAGCCGCGAGUUCCGGAGCCCCAGCCCGCCCAACCUUUGCUCUCUCUGGAGAUCAUGGCUGCCGAGGAGGUGGCGGCGACCAGCGCGGAGGCCGGCGAGCUGGAAGGCGGCGGGCUGCUGAACGAGAUCUUCACGUCGCCGCUCAACCUGCUGCUGCUCGGCCUCUGCAUCUUCCUGCUCUACAAGAUCGUGCGCGGGGACCAGCCGGCGGCCGGCGACGGCGACGACGACGAGCCGCCCCAGCUGCCCCGCCUCAAGCGGCGCGACUUCACCCCGGCCGAACUGCGGCGCUACGACGGCGUCCAGGACCCGCGCAUCCUCAUGGCCAUCAACGGCAAGGUGUUCGACGUGACCAAGGGCCGCAAGUUCUACGGCCCGGAGGGGCCCUAUGGGGUCUUUGCCGGAAGAGACGCAUCCAGGGGACUUGCCACCUUCUGCCUGGAUAAGGAAGUGCUGAAGGAUGAGUAUGAUGACCUUUCCGACCUCACUCCUGCCCAGCAGGAGACCCUGAAUGACUGGGACUCUCAGUUCACUUUCAAGUAUCAUCACGUGGGCAAACUGCUGAAGGAGGGGGAGAAACCCACCGUGUACUCAGAUGAUGAAGAACCCAAAGAGGAGAAUGCACGGAAAAAUGAUUAAAGCAUUCUGUGGAAGCAUAUCUAUUUUUGUAUUUUGCAGAAUCAUUUGUAACAUUCCAGUCUGUCUUUAAAACAUGGUGAUUUCAAUAUUUAGAGAAGUUUUGAACCUGCUGUAAGAUUUUUGAAUGAACAUCACUAGUGUCCCUGAUAAAAUUAACUUCUGUCUAGACUGCAUGAUAAUCUUGUGUGUCAAGGAGCCAGAAAGUGAACUACAGGGUUGACAUACAGAUGCUAUUAACUUUUUUCUUCUAUCUGUAGUGAGUGCAGGUGGAGUUGGAGUUGGUUUUUCCAGAGUGACCAGUCCCCCAAACCAGUUUUUAAAGGAAGUUUUAAUGCGCCAGAUCCCAAGGAUUAACUUCAUCGUGAUGCUCCCUAGAGACAGCAAAUCCCUUAUUUCUCAAUUGACCUCACUGCAUGAUUUAUGGUGUUUUCUACCUCUAAGGCAAGUCUGCAGUGUUCUCAGGCUUUUGGUAUUGAUUAGGCAGGACUGUGCAGUGAGAUGGUGACGCUCCAAGCUGGGCUCUGUUGAGAGAAACUUAGGUUAGUGGGUGUCCCAAUUGCUUCAUUGUCUGUUGGACACAGAUGCCCUGGUGAACAGUUAUUUGCAGGGAGACUGGAAACCAAAUAUGAACCUUCGAAAGAAAGCUUUGGGAAAAAAAUCACUUGGCUCACUUAAAAGAAGUUGGUAGAACUGUCUUCCCCAUCCCCAUGUACAAGGUGUGGGACUGUCGUUACUAGCCAUGAGAGAGGUGGAAGGGCAGGUGAAACAGGAAUGGGGAACAGGUGUGUUUGCUCCCCCAGGAGCCUUUGUGCAUUGUGCGUACUGCUAAAGAAUGAGGAACCCACCCACUUCACUAGGCAAGAGGUUUCUAACGUUUAUUCAUAAGGUGACAGUUCCUCUGGUGUUACAAAGCUUAUAGCCACUACAAGAGUAGUAAAGUGUCUAGGUCUUUGCUAUCAGUCUUUUGGUUAACAAACUUAGCUUAAGUAGACUAUACAGUUGUAUGAGUUUGUAAAAGUAUUACAUGAACAACUAGUGCAGUUUCAAACUCUUGUAAUUGUAGUUAGUGUAUUUUGUUGUGAACCGUGUUUAAUGGUUUUACCUCAAAUCAGAAAACAAAAUUAAGUGCUUUGGUCAGUUAAUAAAAUGGUUAUACACAA
Molecule: messenger RNA, 1858 nt
Organism: Sorex araneus (European shrew)
Lineage: Eukaryota; Metazoa; Chordata; Mammalia; Eulipotyphla; Soricidae
Gene: PGRMC1
Product: progesterone receptor membrane component 1
Exons: 3
Coding region: 114-698 (194 amino acids)
Cellular component (GO): endomembrane system; membrane
Source: RefSeq, a predicted model, not a curated record